AUGGCGGCAUCAAGCUCGUGGGAGCCGCUGCGCGCUGCUGUCCUCGACACCCUGAAGACCACCUGGGGCUACCACCAGCCGCAUGUCUGGCAGCUCCAUGUCCUCCGUGCCCUCCUGGCUGACCGUCGCGAUGCGGUUGUGGUCCAAGCUACAGGCUCCGGCAAGUCGAUGGUCUACCAGCUGCCAUCGCUUGUCCUUGCCGCCACCCCGCCGCCGUAUCUGUCUGACGCCGCCGCCGCCGCCCCACUCACCAUCGUCAUCUCGCCGCUCAUCGCCCUCAUGGCCGACCAGACUGCCCGCCUCUCUUCGCUAGGCAUCUCGUCCACAUUUAUGGGCUCCGGUAAUCCCGGCUCGUCUGCCAUUCGCAGCGGCCUUAUUUCCGGCGAUCAGGACGCCCUCGCGCUCCGCAUCGUCUACAUGUCGCCCGAGUAUGCGUCGUCAAUGCUGACCACGUCUGCCCUCGCUGCCGCCCCCGCUUUUGCCUCGCGCAUUGUUCUGCUUGCCAUCGAUGAGGCACACUGCAUUUCCAAGUGGGGCCACGACUUUCGCCAGGCAUACUUGGACCUUCCGGGCCGCGUCGCCGAUGUCAAGGCUGCCACCGGAGCGCCCGUCGUCGCCCUCACCGCCACCGCCACCAGCCGUGUGGUUGAGGAGCUCGCCCAGUCGAUGCAGCUGACUAACCCUCUGGUCUCGGUCGGCUCGUUCAACAGGCCCAACCUCCACCUCUCGUUUGGCGUCAUCGAUUCUGUCGACUCGCAGGUCGUCCCGCUGCUGACCGGGAAAGACUCGGCCGCCCGCAAGCCAUCUAUCGUCUACUGUCGGACCCGCAAGGCCACCGAACGGAUUGCAGCAAAGCUGAAGUCGAGUCGCGCCGGCCGCGUCGAAGCCUACCACGCCGGGCUUGGCGCGCAGCGCAAGGGCAUCCAGGAUCGAUUCACCGCAGGCCAACUCGACGUGGUCGUCUGCACCAUCGCCUUUGGCAUGGGCAUCGACAAGGCCAACAUCCGCUCGGUCAUCCACGCUCACGCCCCGUCGUCAAUAGAGUCGUACUAUCAGCAGAUCGGCCGCGGUGGCCGUGAUGGCGACCUCUGCGAGUGCUACUGCUUCUGGCUCGCAAGCGACUUUGAGGUCGACAAGAACUCUGACGCUGCCGUUUAUGCCCAGCGCCUUGCAUCGGCGUCCGCGCUCAAGGCGCUAGUCAGCACGGCAAAGACUUGCCGCAAGCAAAGCCUGGUCGCCUACUUUGGUGAGUCCAUAUUGCCGUGUCAUGCAUGCGACAUCUGUGACCUUGGCGACGCCCCGCUCAUCGACUUUUCCUGCGACGCCUUUCUCCUCCUUGGCGCGCUGCAAGUGUGCGGCGAGACCGCUGGCCCGUCCAAGGCAAUCAAGCUUCUGCACGGAACCAAGCCGCCCGGCAACCUUCCGGUCAACUUUAGCACCUUCCUCAACGCCGGAAGCCACCACUCCCCUGGCUGGUGGAGCGCGCUCGGCUUUCGCCUCAUCAAAGUCGGCAUGAUUGUCUCAACGCAUAUUGCUGUCCGUGGUCGCUCUCGCGGCUUCGACAAGUGGUCCCUCACCCGCGAGGCAAAAGAGUAUGUUGCCGCCGGCAAGCCGCAGAUCGCAUGCGACAAGCUUGUGUUUCACCCCGGCCCCGAGCUGCUCGUCGACUGCAGCCCAAAGUCGAGUCGUCCGGCCCUACAAGGCCUUCUGCAGCGCGCACCGAGCUCGUCGCUCAUCAUCAACUCACGCUCGGCGCUUCGUUCUGCACUCUUGUCGAUCGAGCCCUCGUUGUCGGCCACUGUUGUGGACGACAUCGUCGACCACGUCCCGGCUUCUCUCUCCGAGCUCACCGCCAUUAAUGGGAUCUCGUCGCGUGUUGUUGGUAAUGUCGGCACCGCGCUCCUCGCCGCAGUCAAACCUUACGUCCCCCUUGCCAAGGCGUUUCGGGCCGAAGCCAUUGCCAGUGCCAAGCAGUCGCUCGCCCUUUUCCAGGAUCGUGGCCUCGCGCUCCAGUCAGUAGCAACUGCCCGAGGCAAGUCAGUCAACACCAUUCUUCGCCAGCUCAUGCUCUGCGUCUCCAACGGAGACUCGUUCAACGGUUCGCUCCUCGGCUGGUCCAAGGCAUCCGUCGAGCUCGCGUAUGCCUCAUUCGUCUCUCUGCUCGACGCGCCCGUGGCAGACGACGUGCUUUCCGGCUCGAUGCCGUCGACGCCCUCCGCCGUCGACGAGAACAUUGUUAACUUUAUUCGCGCGUUUGUGGCCUUCUACGCCAAAGCCAAGCCCCACGCCGGCAUGCCCGACGUCACGACGGUAACGGCCGCCCUACUCUCAUCGUCUGGCACUUUAGCGGCCGCCGCCAUCUCGCCAACCAAGCGCGUCUUUGACUCGUCGACAGAGCUCGCCAUCAAGUCGUCAAAGUCGACGCCGGCUGCCUCCAUCAAGCCCGUUCGCCACUCUGGUAAUCGGCUCAAGCGCAAGCGGUCGUUCAAGGCCAAACCUGCGGCAGUCAGCAAUGCCACGUGUGUCGCCGCCACACAUGUGGCUCCGCCGCCACCGACAUCGGCCUCGACGUUCGCCCCAGACGUCACCACCCGUACCAUUGUGGCUGCAGCAUGCUCGCGGGUCCCAGCCGUCUCGGCCUCGGCCUCCGCCAGCACAAAGCCAGACUACUGACUACUUUGCCGG
This is a messenger RNA of Thecamonas trahens ATCC 50062, 2685 nucleotides long. RefSeq names its product ATP-dependent DNA helicase RecQ. Lineage: Eukaryota; Apusomonadida; Apusomonadidae. The record is from RefSeq and is a predicted model, not a curated record. Gene Ontology annotation, biological process: DNA recombination; DNA repair. Gene Ontology annotation, molecular function: ATP binding; 3'-5' DNA helicase activity; nucleic acid binding. Gene Ontology annotation, cellular component: chromosome; cytoplasm. The transcript is spliced from 2 exons. Bases 1 to 2673 code for a protein of 890 amino acids.